Molecule: messenger RNA, 930 nt
Organism: Suillus fuscotomentosus
Lineage: Eukaryota; Fungi; Basidiomycota; Agaricomycetes; Boletales; Suillaceae
Exons: 1
Coding region: 1-930 (309 amino acids)
Source: RefSeq, a predicted model, not a curated record
AUGCCUAGAAUUCGAAACGAUCCUAAUUUCAAUGUCUGCCCAGACUACGCUACACUUCCUUAUGCUGCCGCUCGAGAACAAAUCAUGAAUGAACACAUCACUGAAGUUCAGGUGGUACAAUUUCUAUGGAACAUAUGGGAGGCCGCAAACAACACCGAGAAGGCACUGUGGCUUGAGCAAGUUGGAGCUGACAAAGAGCAACAUGACCAACUUUGUUUUCUCCAGGAAGAGCAAGAAGAGAGACAGGAAUGUGAGAAGCUAGAAGAGGAAGAGGCUGUGCGGAAGGAAGAAAAGAAGAAAUACAAACAUAAGUAUACACCCAUUCAAGCUUCUGGAGUUCUGGAUGAGCCUACCAUCAUGCCAUCAGCAUAUGCGAUUCGCAAACUGGACAAAGGCGAAUACAUGGAAUUAUGGUAUUUUACCAACAAUGGUCUUGAUGAGGUGCACAUUAAAAAGACCACCAUUGAAGAGGAUGUGAUGGUAUUAUCUUCUCUCCCUGAUGGCUCAACAGCAUGGGUAUCUUCCACUUCGGCUCGCAAUGCUUCAUCCGUCAUCAACAACAAAGACCUUUCUUUUGAGGACUUUUGUCAAGCAUGCCCUAGGUUCAUAGCAGCCAUAGAAGAAGCCAACUGGCCAACAGAUCACAUCAGAAUGUUAGCGGUUUUUUGGAAAAACCUUCAGGUACACAAAUAUUGUUCAUUGCAGGAUCCAAUAGCACAGAAGACACUACUUGCCUAUCAAGUGGAACAGCAGAAACGCUGGCAUGUAGUGGCAAAAACAGCUGCUGGCCCUUAUGACUUAUCUGCCAUCAACACCAAAGUAUUGGAACGCACAAGAGAUAAGGUCUAUUGGCAAGAACACUCGAAGAGAGACAAUCAGAGAGACUACAGGGUCAGUAAUGCUCAAACAGAACACCUUAGAAUACACUAA